AUGACGAGCCACAAGGAGCAGGACAUCCAGAUGAUGCUCGCGGCGGGCUGCCACCUGGGCACCAAGAACUGCGACUACCAGAUGGAGCGCUACGUGUUCCGCCGCCGGGCGGACGGCAUCUUCAUCAUCAACCUGGAGAAGACCUGGAACAAGCUGCAGCUGGCGGCGCGGAUAAUCGUGGCGAUUGAGAACCCCCAGGACGUGAUCGCCGCCACCGCGCGGCCGUUCGGGCAGCGCGCGGUGCUCAAGUUCAGCCAGUACACGGGCUGCAAGUGCCAGGCGGGCCGCCACACGCCGGGAUCCUACACCAACCAGCUGCAGAAGCGCUUCGAGGAGCCGCGCCUGCUGAUCCUCUGCGAUCCGCGCACCGACCACCAGCCCAUCCGCGAGGCCAGCUACGUCAACAUCCCCACCAUCGCCUUCUGCGACACGGACUCCCCCCUGCGCUUCGUGGACGUCGCCAUACCCGCCAACAACAAGGGCAAGCACGCCAUCGGCGUGCUGUACUACAUACUGGCGCGAAUGGUGCUCCAGAUGCGCGGCACGCUGCCCCCGGACCAGGGCUGGGACGUCAUGGUCGACCUGUUCUUCUACCGCGAGCCCGAAGAAAAGGAGGAGGCCGAGGAGGGGGGCUUCGGCGGCCCGGGCGCGGACGGCUGGGGCGCCCAGCCCGCUGCCGCCGUGGCGCCGGCCAACAACUGGGGCGGCCAGGCGGCGGGCACGGAGUGGACCACCGGCGAUCAGUGGUCCACGCCUGCCGCCGGUGGGGCGGAUGCCGGAUGGACACCGGCGGCGCCACCAGCCGGGGACCAAUGGGGAGCCCCAGCCGCUGAUGCGCAACCUGCGGCCGCUCCCGCGGCCGGCUUCGGCGCUGUUCCUCCGCCCGCGGCCGAGGCGGGCGACUGGAGCACCCCCCCGGCGACAGCGGCAACGGGGGGGGAUGCAAGCUGGGGCGCGCCGCCGGCGGCCGGCGGAGGGUGGCAGCCCGCCAGGGCCGAGGAGUGGGGCGCCGCGGCGCCACCGGGGGGCGGCGCCGGCGGGUGGGAGCAGGCGCAGCCGCCGGCCGGCCAGGGCGGGCAGUGGAACCAGGGCGGCCAGGGCUGGGGCGGAUCCGGCUACUGA
Ostreobium quekettii is the source of this 1122-nucleotide messenger RNA. Lineage: Eukaryota; Viridiplantae; Chlorophyta; Ulvophyceae; Bryopsidales; Ostreobiaceae. The record is from the annotation of a GenBank genome assembly.